GGGGACAUACCGUGAUAUCGGGCGGCCAGCCAGCCAGGGGACAUACCGUGAUAUCGGGCGGCCAGCCAGCCAGGGGACAUACCGUGAUAUCGGGCGGCCAGCCAGCCAGGGGACAUACCGUGAUAUCGGGCGGCCAGCCAGGGGACAUACCGUGAUAUCGGGCGGCCAGCCAGCCAGGGGACAGACCGUGAUAUCGGGCGGCCAGCCAGCCAGGGGACAGACCGUGAUAUCGGGCGGCCAGCCAGCCAGCCAGGGGACAGACCGUGAUAUCGGGCGGCCAGCCAGCUCCCGCCCGCAGCGCUCACUGUGUCCGCCGAGCGGUGACAUGGCAGCUCGCCCCGCUCCAGCCGCGGUCUCCGGCCAGGCUCCCCGGGGGGCCCCCGCCUGCCAGUAACCGGCCGGGCGGGAUCCGCUCACACUGACACACUGUGCGGAUAGCGAGCGCUGUGUACCCCCCGGACCCCCCCGCACAGCAUGGCCUGGGCGCUGAAACUGCCGCUGGCGGACGAGGUGAUCGAGUCAGGCCUGGUGCAGGAUUUCGAUGCCAGCUUGUCAGGAAUCGGGCAGGAGCUGGGAGCUGGAGCCUACAGCAUGAGUGAUGUACUUGCCCUGCCUAUAUUCAAACAGGAAGAGUCCAGUCUGCCACCUGAAAAUGAAAACAAAAUUUUACCUUUUCAAUAUGUUCUCUGUACUGCCACCUCUCCUGCUGUUAAACAUCAUGAGGAGACACUCACGUAUCUUAAUCAAGGGCAAUCUUAUGAAAUCCGGAUGUUGGACAAUCGUAAAAUUGGAGAACUGCCUGAAAUAAGUGGGAAAUUAGUCAAGAGCAUCUUCCGUGUAGUGUUUCAUGACAGACGUCUACAGUAUACAGAGCACCAGCAACUGGAAGGCUGGCGAUGGAACCGGCCUGGAGACAGAAUACUUGAUAUCGAUGUUCCCUUGUCCGUGGGUAUAAUAGACCCAAGAUCUAAUCCAAACCAACUGAACACUGUUGAGUUUCUGUGGGACCCUUCAAAAAGAACAUCUGUGUUCAUUCAAGUUCACUGUAUCAGCACGGAGUUCACCAUGAGAAAGCACGGAGGGGAGAAAGGUGUUCCAUUCCGGAUCCAGAUAGACACUUUUGAAGAGAAUGAAAAUGCUGAAUAUACUGAACAUAUCCAUUCGGCUAGCUGUCAGAUCAAAGUCUUUAAGCCCAAAGGAGCUGAUAGAAAACAGAAAACUGACAGAGAAAAGAUGGAGAAACGAACACCUCAGGAGAAGGAGAAAUACCAGCCUUCUUACGAAACCACCAUUCUCACAGAGUGUUCACCGUGGCCAGAGAUAACAUAUGUCCCUAGUGCUCCUUCACCAGGGUUCAACACAUCUCACAGCAGUUUUAGCAUUGGUGAAGGGAAUGGCUCUCCAAAUGAUCCUCCUGAGCCACCCGCUCCAAUCGUAGAUAUUUUUCUUGAACAAAAUUGUUUACAUAAUGAAAUUGCAGAACAAGAUAAGAACCUCUUGCCUACAUCAACCCCUCAGGAGGCACAACAGUGGCUACAUAGAAAUAGAUUUGCUGCAUUCUCGCGGCUUUUCACAAAUUUCUCAGGUGCAGAUUUAUUAAAACUAACUAGAGACGAUGUCAUUCAAAUAUGCGGUCCUGCUGAUGGCAUUCGACUGUUUAAUGCACUGAAAGCCCGGAUGGUUCGGCCGAGGCUGACUAUUUACGUUUGCCAGGAGUCUCAGCAGCUGAGGGAGCAAGAGCAGCAAAAACAUGAAAAUGGAGAGCCAGGAAAUGGUGCAUUCUUUGUAUAUCAUGCAAUCUAUUUGGAAGACCUGACAUCCGUCGAAUUGACUGAAAAGAUAGCCCAGCUCUUCAGCAUUUCUCCCCAUCAGAUCAGCCAGAUCUACAAACAAGGGCCCACCGGCAUUCAUGUUCUUAUCAGCGACGAGAUGAUUCAAAACUUUCAAGAUGAGUCCUGUUUUAUUUUGGAUACAAUGAAAGCUGAAACAAAUGACAGCUACCACAUUUUCUUAAAAUAAGGUGCCACAAUAGACACAGAAUACCCUUUAUCUUGAAGAUACAGACCCUAUCUUUUUAUUUUUUUUUAAAUAUAUAUAAGCUAUAAAACUUGAAUGGAUUUGAACAGCACCCAUUAAUACACGAGCAACAAUUUCUUUCUGGGUGAUGCUUUGGCAAGUGGAGUACACCCUCUUAAUUAUGUGGAUCCUCCAAUGAACAGCCGGAGACCUCUCUUGCACUGAUUGAAAGUGGACAAAGCAAACAUUUCUUGUGCAGAUUCAGACACUUUUUUACAUGUGUAGUAGCCCUUUAGCUUUGAGAAUGGACCUCCGAAUUAUUUCUUGUACCAUUGGUCUUGUCUCAGAACCAAAUUAAUCCAGCCAUUGACCCGUUUGUCCUUUGCUAAGAAUGGCAUGUUUUGGUUUUUUUUUUCUUCCCAAAUGAGUAGCAUCAAUAUAUUUCUGGAAACCCGUGAAUUUGCGAAUGCAAUCCUGUGUUGUAUUGCUAGUUUAUUCAUUCACAGGCAUCAUACUUUUUAUACUGUUUUUAUCUGAUUUCAACAGCACACGGAAGAUUCUAAUGCAAUAUUUUAGACCUUGACAUUUCUAUUUUGUGUACACUAUUGUUCACCCCAUCAAGGGUCACUGCCUGAAAGAUACUGGGUGGGGGUUAGAAUAUAUUUUAUGUAGCAUUUGUCUUUUUGUAUGAUGCAUUUUGUAAUUCCACCCAUCUUCCCCAAACUGUUCCUGUCAAUCCCUCAAAUUCUAAUUUCUUUAUAAGUUUGCUUUGUUUUUUUAUGAAUACAUUUGUGUGGGGAUUUGUCA
This is a messenger RNA of Pelobates fuscus (common spadefoot toad), 2823 nucleotides long. It is a transcript of the gene TFCP2, whose product is annotated as transcription factor CP2. The record is from RefSeq and is a predicted model, not a curated record. The transcript has 16 exons. Lineage: Eukaryota; Metazoa; Chordata; Amphibia; Anura; Pelobatidae. Gene Ontology annotation, molecular function: RNA polymerase II cis-regulatory region sequence-specific DNA binding; DNA-binding transcription activator activity, RNA polymerase II-specific. The coding region runs from base 475 to 2019 and encodes 514 amino acids. Gene Ontology annotation, biological process: positive regulation of transcription by RNA polymerase II. Gene Ontology annotation, cellular component: nucleus.